Messenger RNA from Diospyros lotus (date-plum), 4090 nucleotides. RefSeq names its product pentatricopeptide repeat-containing protein At3g24000, mitochondrial-like. NCBI's taxonomy places the organism in Eukaryota, Viridiplantae, Streptophyta, Magnoliopsida, Ericales, Ebenaceae. The record is from RefSeq and is a predicted model, not a curated record. Gene Ontology annotation, biological process: RNA modification. Gene Ontology annotation, molecular function: zinc ion binding; protein binding; RNA binding.
UUGAGAUACAAUGCUAUGGGGGAAAGAAUAGCUCCAUGCUUAAUCUUUAAGGUGGCGUGAAUUCAUCAGGCCAGGCCAAGGGAACACAGAGCGAAGAAGAAGGCUAAGCAAUGCUCACUGAUGAAUCUGCUGGGCUGUCGGAAACGAAUACGGCGCUUUUCUUGGAUGCCUUUCUCCCUCAACCCUCGCUGCACUUCUUCUCUGUGUCUUUCCCUUCCAACAACAUGCAUAACCUUAAUCGCUCCCUCUGUUUUGGCGAUUAUACGGCUGGUUGGAUUUGUGCGCUGUUUUGCUUUCACAUUCCUCCUUUGAUCGAUCAUUUCAUCAGUGUCUGCUUUCACAACCGUUUAAAACACUGCUCUUAAGCAGUAGAUAAACUCGUUUCAGUGAUUCAACAAUUGCAUCACAAUAUGAAGGCUAGAUUUGGCGCAGUUAUCCAGUUGGGUUUUCUAUUACGCGCCCCUGAAAUCUUGGGCCCUCUAGUUUUUGAUUCCCCUGCUCCAAAAGCCUCAAUUUUGAAGCUUUGCCGUUACCGGGCAAACCUUUCCGGCUUCACCACGGUAGCGGCAGCACUGCCACUAGGUGAAACCCUAGACGAAGCAGUGACAAUACAAGGGGACAGCCAUGGAAGCAUUCAUGAGCGCCUUUCCCGCCACCCGAACCCCGAAAUCUCGGUUUUUCUCCACAAAGGUUUUUCAGAAAUUGAGAACGAGAUUGUGGGUAGAGCAGUACAUGCAGUAUGGUUAAAAGGUUCAAGUUCAAUCCACGUGUGCACAUUCCACAUAAACACAUUGAUAAGCAUGUACUCCAAGUUUGGCAAGAUUGAGCCUGCUAGGUACCUGUUCGAUACAAUGCCCGAGAGGAAUGGGGCUUCUUGGAGCACCAUGAUGUCUGGUUAUGUUCGAGUAGGUUCAUAUCCGGAUGCAGUUAUCCUGUUUCGUGAAAUGUGUGAUCAAGAAUCUGAGCCAAGUGGGUAUUUAGUGGCUAGCUUGGUGACUGCAUGCAGUAGGUCUAUGAUUAUGUUUUUUGAAGGAAUUCAACUCCAUGGUUUUGUACUUAAAAUUGGCUUGUUGUGGAAUGUGUUUGUGGGCUCUGCGUUUCUACAUUUUUAUGGCACAUAUGGGUUCGUUUCUGGUGCUAAGAGACUCUUUCAGGAGAUGCCAGAGAGGAAUGUAGUUUCUUGGACUUCCUUGAUGACUGCAUAUUUGGACAAUGGAGACCCUGGGGAGGUUAUAAAUAUAUACCAACAGAUAAAGCAAGAAGGGGUUAGCUGUAAUCAAAAUACUUUCACUACGACAUUUUGUUCAUGUGGGUUACUUGAGGAUGAGUUAUUGGGUCAUCAAGUGCUUGCAGAUGUUAUAAAGUCUGGGUAUGAGAAUAAUGUUUCUGUUGCAAACUCUCUCAUCUCAAUGUUUGGCAGUUUAUGUAGCAUACAAGACGCCCGCUAUAUCUUUGAUAACAUGAUUGAGCGAGACAUGGUUUCUUGGAAUUCAGUCAUUUCAGCAUAUGCACAUAAUGAGCUUUGGGAGGAAUCACUUAGAUGUUUCCAUUUGAUGCGUAUUGCUCAUGGUGCAAUAAAUUCAACCACGCUCUCUGCUAUACUAUCGAUAUGUGGUACCUUGGAUAAUCUGAGGUGGGGGUGUGGGAUUCAAGGAUUAGUAGUUAAAUUGGGAUUUGAUUUAGACGUUUGUGUUUGUAAUACUCUUCUUACCAUGUAUUCUGAGACUGGAAAACUUGAAGAUGCAAAAGAAUUAUUCCAAGGAAUGCCAGAGAAGGAUUUAAUAUCGUGGAAUUCCAUGUUGUCUGGCUAUGAACUAAAUGGGAAGUGCCUGGAUGCUUUGAGACUAUUGGCUGAAUUGUUUAAUAUGGGAAAAGGAACAAACUACGUGACAUAUGCUAGUGCUUUAGCUGCAUGCUCAAACCCUGAACUUGUUGUUGAAGGUAAGAUUGUUCAUGCACUUGUUAUCAUGGCUGGCCUUGAUGGCAAUUUGAUUGUUGGAAAUGCACUUAUAGCCAUGUAUGGACAGUGCAACAUGAUGUCUGAAGCUAAAAAGGUUUUCCAAAAAAUGUCCAAGAAAGACUUGGUUACUUGGAAUGCACUUAUUGGUGCUUGUGCUGAAAAUGAAGAACCAGAUGAGGCAUUAAAGUAUUUUAAGUUGAUGAGAGGAGGCAGCAUCUCUGCAAACUACAUCACAAUUGUUAAUGUUAUCGGUGCUUUCUCAGCUCCAAGUGCAUUAAUAGUACAUGGAAUGCCCAUGCACGCACAUAUAGUUCAUACUGGAUUUGAAUUAGAUGAUUAUGUGAAGAAUUCCCUCAUCACAAUGUAUGCCAAGUGUGGUGAUCUCAGUUCAAGUAACUAUAUCUUUAGCCAAUUGGCUGACAAGAACCCUGUGACAUGGAAUGCCAUGGUUGCUGCAAAUGCUCAUCACGGUGAUGGAGAAAAGGCUUUAAAACUCUUUAUCGAGAUGCAAAGAUCUGGAGUAAGUUUAGAUCAGUUCAGCUUAUCUGCAGCCCUUGCUGCUUCUGCAAACUUGGCUAUUUUAGAAGAAGGGCAACAGCUUCACUGUCUGUCCACUAAACUUGGAUUUAGCUCAUAUUUGUAUAUUAUAAAUUCUACCAUGGAUAUGUACGGGAAGUGUGGGGAAAUGGAUGAUGUGCUGAAAUUGCUUCCUGAACAAAAGAUGAGAUCACGACUAUCUUGGAACAUAUUAAUAUCAGCUUUUGCUAGAGACGGAUCUUUUGACAAAGCUAGAGAAACUUUUCAUGAAAUGAUAAAAGUGGGAACAAAGCCUGAUCAUGUUACCUUUGUCUCCCUUCUAUCUGCUUGUAGUCACGGUGGCUUAGUGGAUGAAGGCCUCGCAUAUUUCGCUUCGAUGACUAAGGAAUUCGGGGUACCAGCUGGAAUAGAGCAUUGUGUGUGCAUUAUUGAUCUUCUUGGACGUUCAGGCAGACUCUCUGAAGCUAAAAAGUUCAUUGAUGAAGAAAUGCCAGUGCCACCAAAUGACUUUGUAUGGCGAAGUUUGUUAGCAGGUUGUAAGAUCCAUGGCAAUUUGGAGCUGGGAAGGGAAGCCACUGAACAUCUUCUCCAGUCCAACCCAUCAGAUGAUUCAGCUUACGUUCUUUAUUCCAAUGUAUGUGCUAAUUCUGGGAAAUGGGAUCAGGUUGAGAAUGUCAGGGCACAAAUGCAAUCAUAUCAGGUAAAGAAGCAGCCAGCUUGUAGUUGGAUUAAGUUGAGAAAUGAAGUGAGUUCAUUUGGCAUGGGAGACCUGUCCCACCCAGAGACUGCUAAAAUAUAUGCAAAAUUGGGAGAGCUUAGGAAGAUGAUUACAGAAGCAGGUUAUGUACCAGACACUGCAUUCUCAUUGCAGGACACUGAUGAAGAACAAAAGGAGCAAAAUCUUUGGAACCACAGUGAAAGACUUGCUUUGGCUUAUGGAUUGCUCGGUCAUCCGAAAGGUUCGAGACUUAGAAUUUUCAAAAACCUUCGUGUUUGUGGUGAUUGUCAUUCUGUUUUCAAGUUUGUGAGUAAAAUUAUUCAGCAAGAAAUCGUACUUAGGGACCCUUACAGAUUUCACCAUUUUAGCAAUGGGAAAUGCUCUUGUGGUGACUAUUGGUAGAGCGGCCAUUGCAAGUUUUUCUUAGAGGAUGGUCAGUUUUGGAGCAAGGUUGACUUACGGGAUUAUUAAAUUGGCAUGUUAGACACAGUUGGAGCCAUGUCGGGCGUUGUGUCCGUCUCAACCUUGUUCCCAAACUGAUAAUGCUCCAAUACUGGAUUAUUGAUUGGGCAAACUCAUCCUCAUGUAUUUUGAACACCAUGUGUUGUGCAUACUUUAAAUUUUGUUUUAAAAAAUAUUUGUGUUACAAAACAUAUUGACGCCAGUGAAAUCAUAUAUGCAAAAUGUAAUUGGACCACUAAGAUUGCAGGAGAUGCUACAGUGGUAAAUUUUUUUAUCAUGACUUGUAACAUGAGAUUUGCUAUGUUUAAUGACUUCUCGAAAUUGCUUGCCAUGGUUGAGACUCAAUUUGCAACCUCUAUUGUUAUGUUAAGAAGAUUUAGACAAAUAAAAGUAGUUUGCAAACAAUGGUUAUU